AGCCUCCAGCCUCAUGUUUUUCGCUCAUGUCUUUACUUGCAGCUCAUCCCCUUAUAUUAGCAAAUUCACACUUAUUUCUCUCUGCCUCCAUUUCCAAAUAUAUCUAGCUAGCCUAGAAAAUUUCCUAAAAUGAAGAGCAAGGCAGCAGCCGGGUUCCUGAAAUACGUACUGACAGUGCUAAGCACAAUGGCGAAGACUAAAACUCGUGCUCUUAAAAGCAAAACAAGAGCCCUCAAGACUCGCUUGGUCAUUUUCUCCCUGCUUCAUAGCCAGAAGAUUCUGAUGACCUCCAUAUCUCAGAAGUUUAAUGCUCUAAUGGGGCAGAAGAAUGACAAAAGUAGUCAUCACGAUCAGGAAGAUGAUCAUGAUGAUGAUGCUGUUGUUGACAAAGGCAAGUCUAUUGUGCUCUAUAAUUGCAAUACCAAUAAUACCAUGCCUUUGCUGCCGCCGCAGCUGCUGGUGGUAGAUGAUGAAGAACAGGAGGCAGAGAGGUUUUCGGGCCUAACUCACUCCAAGUUUGAUCAUGAGUCAAAUGCAGGGGGAUCACAUAAUGAAAAAGAAGAAUUCGAGGAUGCGGCUGGAGGAUCUGUCAUCGAUUUGGUUAAGCUCUCAAAGGAAGAUAAAGGUGAAGAGUUCAGGCUAGAAGACGACAUAGACAGAGUUGCGGACCUGUUCAUAGAGAGGUUCCAUCGUCAGAUGUGGAUGCAGAAACAGCUAUCCUUAAAGAGACAUCAGGGCACUGGAGGAGAAGAGCAUCUAUUAAACAUUAAUUAGACAUCUAGGCUAGCGCUGCAUCCAUCAUAAUUCACAUAUAUCCUCUUAAUUACGUACUCUAUUUACUUUUCUUAUUAAGUAAUUCCCUUCCAAAGCUUUUUAAUUAAUUUAUUGCUGUAGU
Messenger RNA from Rubroshorea leprosula, 895 nucleotides. The record is from the annotation of a GenBank genome assembly. NCBI's taxonomy places the organism in Eukaryota, Viridiplantae, Streptophyta, Magnoliopsida, Malvales, Dipterocarpaceae.